CCCACCGGCUCCAACGCCAGCUCAUCCCCCCCCCCAAGCGCCGGGGGGGGGGCCCACAGCAGCAGCAGUGGCGGCGGCAGCAGCGCGGACGAAGACGACGACGACGACGACGAAGACGAUGAUGAAGACGACGACGACGACGAUGACGACGAAGACGAAGAGCGCCGCGCCGUCGCCCGCAGCAUCACCCGCAUCUCCCAAACCUUGGCCGGCAUUUACGACGACAACAGCCUCAGCCAAGACCCCCCCGACCCCCCCCCCGGCGCCGCCGACUCCACUCUCCCCGAAGACGAGGAGGAGGACGACGACGACGACGAAGACGACGACGAGGAAGAUGAUGAAGGUGCCCCCGCCCUCCUGGCCCCCCCCGGCCCUCGCCGUCGCGUUUUUAUGGUAGCGUCCGGCCUGCGACCUCAACUCGAGGUCGUGACCCCUGGUAACCCCAAUGCUGACCCCCCGUCCCCGUCUCCAUCACCCCCACCCCCCCCUCCGGGACCC
Molecule: messenger RNA, 498 nt
Organism: Phasianus colchicus (ring-necked pheasant)
Lineage: Eukaryota; Metazoa; Chordata; Aves; Galliformes; Phasianidae
Source: RefSeq, a predicted model, not a curated record